GGAUGUCGUAAUCAUUCGGCGCCAGCCGUCACGUGGGCCCUGACGGAGCGCCGCAGGGGAGAGGGGCUCGCCCGGAGGGUCGGGUUUGUUUCCGGAAGUGCCGCUCCCCGGCCGGGCCUAAGCCGCGGGCAUGGAGGUGACCAGGAGCAAUUUUAAGGAUAACCUUGGGAAAAUUUAUGAAGCUAUUGAAGAAGCGGACUUUUUGGCGAUUGAUGGAGAGUUUUCAGGCAUCAGCGAUGGACCGUCCGUCAGUGCGCUGACCAAUGGCUUCGACACACCUGAAGAAAGGUAUCAGAAACUGAAAAAGCAUUCUAUGGGUUUCUUGCUUUUCCAGUUUGGACUCUGCACUUUUAAAUAUAAUCUCACGGAAGCAAAGUACGUAAUGAAAUCAUUUAAUUUCUAUAUCUUCCCCAAACCUUUCAGCAGAACGUCACCAGAUGUAAAAUUUGUCUGUCAGAGUUCAAGUAUAGACUUUUUAGCAAACCAGGGAUUUGAUUUUAAUAAAGUUUUUUGCAACGGAAUCCCUUAUUUAAAUCAAGAGGAGGAAAGGCAGCUACGGGAGCAGUACGAUGAAAAGCGUUCCCAAGCUAACGGGGCCGGAACUUUGUCCUAUGUGUCCCCAAAUGCUACCAAGCACCCUGUGACUAUUCCUGAGGAUCAGAAGAAGUUCAUUGAGAAUGUGGUAGAACGGAUAGAAGAGCUCUUACAGAAGGAGGAGAGUAGCAGCUUGGAGCUGGAACCAUGCACAGGAUUCCAGAGAAAGCUGAUCUAUCAGAUGUUGAGCUGGAAGUAUCCAAAAGGCAUCCAUGUUGAAACUGUGGAAACGGAUAAGAAGGAAAGGUACAUUAUUGUCAGCAAAGUGGAUGAAGAGGAGCGCAAACGGAGAGAGCAGGUCAAGCAAGUGAAAGAGCAGGAGGAGCUUAAUGACGCCGUGGGAUUUUCCCGAGUCAUUCAUGCCAUUGCAAAUUCUCGGAAGCUUGUGGUUGGCCAUAAUAUGCUGCUGGACGUCAUGCACACCAUCCACCAGUUCUACUGCCCCCUGCCGGAGGAACUUGGCGAGUUUAAAGAAGUAACAACAUGCGUCUUUCCAAGGCUCCUGGAUACGAAGCUGAUGGCCAGCACCGCACCGUUCAAGGAAACGAUCAGCAACACCUCUCUUGCGGAGCUGGAAAAGCGGCUCAAGGAGAGACCUUUCAGUCCUCCAAAAGUCGAAAGCGCGGAAGGAUUCCCCAGUUACGACACAGCCUCUGAGCAGCUCCAUGAAGCAGGUUACGACGCUUACAUCACCGGCCUGUGCUUCAUCUCCAUGGCCAGCUUCCUAGGUUCCUUCCUCAGCCCUCCCAAGAAUCCCGUCUCUGCCAAUUCAAAGCUCAUUGAACCGUUUUUCAACAAGUUAUUUCUCAUGAGGGUGAUGGACAUCCCGUACCUCAACUUGGAAGGGCCGGAUUUGGAGCCAAAACGAGACCACGUUCUUUAUGUGACGUUUCCCAAAGAGUGGAAGACGAGUGACCUGUACCAGCUCUUCAGGGCUUUUGGUAAGAUUCAGGUGUCCUGGAUUGAUGACACGUCGGCAUUUGUGUCACUUAGUCAACCCGAGCAAGUACAAAUCGCUGUUAACACCAGCAAGUAUGCAGAAAGCUACAGGAUCCAAACCUAUGCAGAAUACAGCGAGAACAAGCAUGGGGAAAAGAGGCAAGGAAAGAGGAAAUGGACCGAAGACGGCUGGAAGGAAGUGGAAGCCAAGCGGUUGAAGCCGCAGACCUUGCCGCCCUUGCUGCAGAGCCGGUUCUGCAAUUUCGCCAGUUUUACUGCUACCAGCACGGUGGGAAAGAGGAGCAUGAGCCCCAUCGAAGAGGAGAGCGACAGUGACGGUGACGAAGUGGAAGAAGCGGCGCUGGACCCCUCUGACCCCUUAGAGGAAUCCACUGAUGACGGGAAGAUGGCCAAGAAGUUCAAGAGAGCCAAAAGGGAGGAAGACGCAGCAGGGGACAUCACGACGGCUUCCUCCACGCUCUUUGAAGUCCCGGACAUGUGGUAGCCGGCAGCUGUCCUGUUGCAAAGUGGACUGUGGCUCAAAGGGGUCUGUGGCCAGCACAGUGACUCAGAAGCCACGCCGUGUAAAUAAAGUGGGGGUCUAUUUAAAAAAGGAAAGGAAAAGAAACAGCAGGGUGUCUUUUGGAAAUCACUUUAAUUUUUUAAACUGUCUCCUGAGCAAUCAUUGUCGCAGUUCUUCGUGUGUGUGCACAAGUCGGUUUUGUUGAUGAUGUGAAAUAUUUGCUGUCGUCAAGUGCUAAACCUAAAUGCCAGGUGGGUGUUAGCUCGGAUCACCUGGAAUCUGCAGAAGUGAUCCGUCCCUGCCCCAAUUCCACUCUUCCGCUCCCUGCCCACAAGGAAGGUCUUUUCUCGCACUGCUCUUGUAACUCCAUUCAACCCUCACUGUCUCUUAAACUCUUCCGUUCUUGGUCUCCUGAAAACAUAAAAUGUUCGCAAUAGGCUACCCUCUGUCAGCCUCUCUCCCUCCCGCCUACUGAAAUUAACGAUGAAACUUACUCAGAUUUUGGUGGAACUGAUCCUAAAUUUCACAUUUUGUUUGGGGCUUACAUGGUGGGGUAAAUGAAUUAAAUGGCGGGGGUGGGGGCAGGGUCCCUCUUCCAGCUCCUGUUCCCUUGGCUUCUGUUGUGGGAGGUGUCCUGUUUCAAAACACAGUUGAAAGCCUGUGACAUCCACCAGCCUCCCUUUAGCUAAAAAAAAACAAAAAGUCGGCUUUGGUAGAUUUCAUAACCUUCGUUUCAUAUUUGACAUUUUUUGUAUCAUGGAACUGAGAAUGAUAAAAAUGUAUUUCCAUAAAGUAAAGUAAUUUUUUUCUUA
Sphaerodactylus townsendi is the source of this 2868-nucleotide messenger RNA. It is a transcript of the gene PARN, whose product is annotated as poly(A)-specific ribonuclease. The record is from RefSeq and is a predicted model, not a curated record. Gene Ontology annotation, molecular function: metal ion binding; RNA binding; poly(A)-specific ribonuclease activity. Gene Ontology annotation, biological process: nuclear-transcribed mRNA poly(A) tail shortening. Gene Ontology annotation, cellular component: nucleus; cytoplasm. The transcript is spliced from 24 exons. Bases 131 to 2038 code for a protein of 635 amino acids. Lineage: Eukaryota; Metazoa; Chordata; Lepidosauria; Squamata; Sphaerodactylidae.